This is a messenger RNA of Microbotryum saponariae, 975 nucleotides long. Lineage: Eukaryota; Fungi; Basidiomycota; Microbotryomycetes; Microbotryales; Microbotryaceae. The record is from the annotation of a GenBank genome assembly.
AUGCCACCUACCAAACGCAAAGCCGCACCGUCCACGUCCACGUCCACCGCGUCGUCAAGCCCCCCCCCCCCCCACUUGCUCGACCCCGACCCUGGCCCAACUGCGCACCGCUCUGUCGCACUACCCAAACUCACUCGCACUUCGAGCAAACGCAUCAAGGUCGUCCAAAGAACUCGUCGAACUCGAUCAUUGGUUUCGAGUCGACUUGAGACGCAAGCUCGGCAUUCGCGCCCCUGCCAGCCUGCAGGCUGGGGAUGCUGACCACGGUGCGACCAAGCCCAAGCCCAAGACCAAGAACUGGGCGAAUCAGUUGGUGCCGUUGGACAGGGAUGACUUGACCAACCUAAUGAGAUGGAAAUUGGCCGUAAGUAUCUGUAGCUGGAGACGACCCGAGUCUCGUACCCGUCUUCGACAUCUUCGAGCUGACCGGGCUGUCACUGCACCUCUCGCUCCGACCUCUCACCCCACCUCAUCCAGCGAGGCAAAUUCCGACCACGACUAAUCGAACUCGCAUCCUCCAACCCGACCACGCGCAUCCACUCCGUCCUCGCCCCUCUCCUCGAACGGUCGACUCCAUCCCUCGCGCUCGUCCCUAGACUCUCGACCCUACGCGGCAUCGGCCCAGCGACCUCCUCGGCCCUUCUCUCCCUCUACCGUCCUCGAACCGAUCCCUUCCUUUCCGACGAAGCAUGGACCGUCUUUUUCCCGACUGAGAAACCCGAAUAUACGGAGAAGGCGUAUAAGCGGUUUCGCGAGGUGUUCAAGGUGAGGUUGGAGGAGGAGGGGUGGGGUAGCGCGGAGGAGUUGGAGAUGGCGUGUUGGAGUUGGGCGGUGAGGGAGAAGUACGGGAAAGCCGAGGAAGAUGGGACGAUGAAGGAGACCGAGGACACUGCCUUGAAUCGAGAUGAACCGCGGGGAAUUGGACGAGAGACAGCAGGAGAGGAGGGCAAACGAGCUCGAAGAAAGACGAAAUGA